Molecule: messenger RNA, 10612 nt
Organism: Oncorhynchus keta (chum salmon)
Lineage: Eukaryota; Metazoa; Chordata; Actinopteri; Salmoniformes; Salmonidae
Product: chromodomain-helicase-DNA-binding protein 5-like
Exons: 39
Coding region: 460-6642 (2060 amino acids)
Biological process (GO): negative regulation of transcription by RNA polymerase II; chromatin remodeling
Cellular component (GO): nucleus; chromatin; NuRD complex
Molecular function (GO): histone binding; ATP hydrolysis activity; ATP-dependent chromatin remodeler activity
Source: RefSeq, a predicted model, not a curated record
UAUCCUGGUGUAACCUCAAUUUCUACAGGCUUGCUUGGGAAAACGGGCAAAGAGACAGACGGGGAGAGAUGCACACAUUGACAUUGCUACUUGCAGCACUGCAUACGACUAGUAAAAGUGGUAACUAGGGGAGCAUGACUUAACUAGUUGUGGUGAAAAUUAUGGGAUGGAUUGUCAUGGCAACAGACCAGACGUCACAAUCUGGGCAUGUGUGUUCCAGUUUUGUCUCUUUCUUAUUUUCAGACUGGAGGACUUGGAUAGAGAAGAGUGUAAAAGGAAAUACAUGUUUUCCUACAAAAAGAGGGAAGUCAUCAUUCUUGAAAAUAUACAGACAUACAUUUUAUUUACACAAGACCCAAAUAAUUAUUUUCGGGGAGGCAAUACGAGGUGAACAGUGGCGUUUUGAGGGUUAACUUUCAGUUAAUUCUCAGGCAAGAGGUUUUUUGGUAUGCGAUAAAGAUGCCUGGGUCGUUAAGCAAUGAAGACGAGGGACAAGAGGACAUGGAUUUUGAAGACGAAAUACCAGAUGAGGAUGAGGAUGGUCAACGUAACACUGUCCCGCUCACACCUCUGGACAGCUUUUUCACUGACAACGACUCCCUCAAACAACAGAAGAAGAAGAAACCCAAAAAGAUGAAGGAGGGCAAGAUGCCCAAAGUCAAGAAGAGGAAAAAGGAGGGAGGAGGAGGUGGGGGAGUAGGAGGUGGUGGCAGUGACUUGAAGGAGCAGAUCCCCGAGCGGGAGGAUGACCGUCCACUGCAGGGUCCAGAGAUUGGCUCAGAGAGCGAGAGCAGCACCUACGCCCCUACAACAAAGAAGAAGAAGAAACCUAAGGAUAAGAAAGAGAAGAAACCCAAACGGAAGAAGAGAGAAGAGGAGGAGGAGGAUGACGAUGAUGAUGAUGAUGAUGAUGACGAAGAUGAUGAAAAUAAUAAGGAGCCCAAGUCGUCCAGUCAGCUGAUGCAGGAGUGGGGUCUGGAGGAUGUGCAGUAUGGCUUCACAGAGGAGGACUAUACAACCCUCACCAACUACAAGGCCUUCAGCCAGUUCCUCAGGCCACUUAUUGCCAAGAAGAACCCUAAGAUCCCCAUGUCAAAGAUGAUGACAGUGUUAGGGGCCAAGUGGCGAGAGUUCAGCGCUAACAACCCCUUCAAAGGCACCUCUGCAACUGCUGUGGCUGCUGCGGUGGCUGCUGCCGUGGAAACGGUCACCGUUGCCUCACCCACCUCUGUCAAAGAGAUCACUACACUGUCAAGCUCUCAGCCUGGGCAAAUCAGAAAAGCCAAAACCAAAGAGGGAAAGGGGCCUGGGGUUCGACGGAAAACAAAGACUGUAAAGGAGGUAAAGAAGAAAAGUAAAGGGAGGAAGACCAAAUCAAAGAAGAAAGCAUCCUCGAGUGAGGAGGACUUUGGGCUGGAGGAGUCGGACUUUGAUGAUGUCAGCAUCCAUAGUGCCUCGGUGCGCUCUGAUACCUCAGGGAAUGCCAAGAAGAAAGCCCGGAAGGGUCGGAAAAAAAGGAAAAGAGAGGAUGGGGAUGGCUAUGAGACAGACCACCAGGACUACUGUGAGGUGUGCCAGCAGGGAGGGGAGAUCAUCCUGUGUGACACCUGUCCCAAAGCCUAUCACCUGGUGUGUCUGGACCCUGAGCUGGAGAAAGCUCCCGAAGGCAAGUGGAGCUGCCCCCACUGUGAGAAGGAGGGCAUCCAGUGGGAGGCCAAAGAUGAUGACGAUGAGGAAGAGGAGGUUGCGGUUGAGGAAGAGGACGACCACCUGGAGUUCUGCAGAGUGUGUAAAGACGGAGGGGAGCUGCUGUGCUGUGACACCUGCCCCUCCUCCUACCAUAUCCACUGCCUCAACCCUCCACUGCCUGAGAUACCCAAUGGGGAGUGGCUGUGCCCACGCUGCAUGUGCCCACCUCCAAAGGGGAAGGUACAGAGAAUUCUCCACUGGAUUUGGGGGGACCCCCCCUUACCAACUGAAGUGCCCCCUGGCCCCGAUGGAGAGACUGUGGACCCGCUGGUAAAACCCCCCCUGAAAGGCCACCCGGAGAGGGAGCUGUUUGUCAAGUGGGCUGGUCUCUCCUACUGGCACUGCUCCUGGGUCAGUGAACUGCAGUUGGAGCUGUACCACGCGGUGAUGUACCGUAACUACCAGAGGAAGAACGACAUGGACGAGCCCCCUCCGUACGACUACGGCUCUGGGGAGGAGGAGCUGAACAACGAGAAGAGGAAGAGUAAAGACCCAGAGUACGCUGCCAUGGAGGAGAGAUUCUACCGCUACGGCAUCAAGCCAGAGUGGAUGGUCAUCCACAGGAUCCUCAACCACAGUUAUGAUAAGGAUGGGGAUGUGCACUACCUGAUCAAGUGGAGAGACCUGCCCUAUGACCAGUGCACCUGGGAGGUAGAUGACUUUGACGUCCCUGAGUAUCACAACGCCAAACACUCCUACUGGGACCACAGGGAGCAGAUGAUUGGUGACGACCAGCGCCCUUUAGUGGUGAGAAAGGGAAAGAAGGGCAAAGAGGAGGAGAAGAGGAGGGAGAGAGAAAUCCCUCCUAACGCUCCAAUCAUAGAUCCUACCAUCAAGUUUGAACAUCAACCGUGGUACAUCAAUGCCACUGGGGGAACCCUACACCCGUACCAGCUGGAGGGGUUGAACUGGCUGCGGUUCUCUUGGGCACAGGGCACAGACACUAUCCUGGCAGACGAGAUGGGCCUGGGCAAGACUGUCCAGACCAUCGUGUUCCUCUACUCACUCUACAAGGAGGGUCACUCCAAAGGGCCAUACCUGGUCAGUGCCCCCCUGUCCACCAUCAUCAACUGGGAGAGGGAGUUUGAGAUGUGGGCCCCAGACUUCUACGUGGUGACCUACACUGGGGACAAAGAAAGCCGGGCGGUCAUCCGGGAGAACGAGUUCACCUUCGAGGACAGUGCGGUCAAAACAGGCCGCAAGGUCUUCCGUAUGAAGAAAGACACGGCCAUCAAGUUCCAUGUGUUGCUGACGUCAUAUGAGCUAAUCACCAUCGAUCAGACCAUUCUGGGCUCCAUUAACUGGGCCUGUCUAGUGGUGGACGAGGCCCACAGACUGAAGAACAACCAGUCAAAGUUUUUCAGAAUUCUCAAUGGGUAUAAGAUCUACUAUAAGCUGCUACUGACUGGCACUCCUCUGCAGAACAACCUGGAGGAGCUGUUUCACCUGCUCAAUUUCCUCACCCCAGAGAGAUUCAAUAACCUGGAGGGGUUCCUGGAGGAGUUUGCAGACAUCUCCAAGGAGGACCAGAUCAAGAAGCUGCAUGACCUGCUGGGCCCACACAUGUUGAGGAGACUGAAGGCUGAUGUCUUCAAGAACAUGCCUUCCAAGACAGAGCUCAUCGUACGAGUGGAGCUCAGCCCCAUGCAGAAGAAGUACUACAAGUUUAUCCUGACGCGGAACUUUGAGGCGCUCAACUCCAAGGGCGGGGGCAACCAGGUGUCCCUGCUCAACAUCAUGAUGGACCUGAAGAAGUGCUGCAACCACCCCUAUCUGUUCCCCGUGGCAGCCGUGGAGGCACCAGUGUUACCCAAUGGCUCUUAUGAUGGGAACCAGCUGGUCAAGUCCUCAGGCAAACUCACCCUGCUCCAGAAGAUGCUGAAGAAACUCAAAGAUGAAGGACACAGAGUUCUCAUCUUCUCCCAGAUGACUAAGAUGCUGGAUCUGCUUGAGGACUUUCUGGAAUACGAGGGCUACAAAUACGAACGCAUUGAUGGAGGCAUCACAGGGGGACUACGACAGGAGGCUAUCGACCGCUUCAACGCACCGGGUGCUCAGCAGUUCUGCUUCCUCCUCUCCACCCGAGCUGGAGGCUUGGGCAUCAACCUGGCCACGGCAGACACCGUCAUCAUCUACGACUCAGACUGGAACCCUCACAACGAUAUCCAGGCAUUCAGCAGGGCCCACCGUAUAGGUCAGAAUAAGAAGGUGAUGAUCUAUCGCUUUGUGACGCGAGCUAGCGUGGAGGAGCGCAUCACCCAGGUGGCCAAGAGGAAGAUGAUGCUGACCCACCUGGUGGUGAGGCCUGGCCUGGGCUCCAAGACCGGUUCCAUGUCCAAACAGGAGCUGGACGACAUCCUCAAGUUCGGCACCGAGGAGCUCUUCAAGGACGAGAUGGAGGCAGCUGCACGGGCCAUGGGUUCGCAUCAAAAACUCUGUAAGAAUAAUGGGGACAUAAAGGAUGGAGAUGAGGGCAGUGUCAUUCACUAUGAUGACAAUGCCAUCUCCAAGCUGCUGGACCGUAGCCAGAAUGCCACGGAGGACACUGAGAUCCAGAACAUGAACGAAUACCUCAGCUCCUUCAAGGUGGCCCAGUAUGUUGUCAAAGACGAGGACGCAGAGGAGGAGCCCCAGCGGGAGAUCAUUAAGCAGGAGGAGAAUGUGGAUCCAGACUACUGGGAGAAGCUGCUGAGGCACCACUAUGAGCAGCAGCAGGAGGACCUGGCCCGCAACCUGGGCAAAGGCAAACGCAUCCGCAAGCAGGUCAACUACAACGACACGUCUCAGGAGGACCAAGAGUGGCAGGAUGAUCUUUCAGACAAUCAUUCCGAGUACUCCGUGGGGUCCGAGGACGAGGACGAAGAUUUCGAGGAGAGGCCGGAAGGUGGGCGCAGGCAUUCUCGCAGGCAGCUGAAGAGUGACAGGGACAAACCUCUGCCACCCCUGCUGGCACGCGUAGGGGGCAACAUCGAGGUGCUGGGGUUCAACGCCCGUCAGCGGAAGGCCUUCCUCAACGCUAUCAUGCGCUGGGGCAUGCCUCCUCAGGACGCCUUCAACUCUCACUGGCUGGUCAGAGACCUGAGAGGGAAAAGUGAGAAAGAGUUCAGGGCCUACGUGUCCCUGUUCAUGAGACAUCUUUGUGAGCCCGGGGCAGACGGGGCGGAGACCUUUGCAGAUGGGGUUCCACGAGAAGGGCUGUCCCGUCAGCAUGUCCUCACCAGGAUUGGGGUUAUGUCACUGGUCAGGAAAAAGGUCCAGGAGUUUGAGCAUGUGAAUGGGAAAUACAGCACUCCAGACCUGAUCCCUAUUGGACUGGAGCUGAAGAAACUGACUGAGAGUCUGUCCUCUGACCCCAACACCCCCGUCCCUGCUAGCCCUGCUGCCACACCCCAGCCUCCUGGAAGUCCUGUCCCACCAGAGAAGAUGGACUCGAUCUCAGGGCCUGCUGAAGACAAGGAGCCCACAGAACAGGAAUGCAAGAAGCUGCCAGAACUGGAGACUCAUGUUAGUACAGAGUCAUCAUCCCAGGUAGAGAAGACGGACAUCGCUCCUGACAGUGAUGAGACAGAGAAAGGCAGCACAGAGGACAAACCAGUCUCCUCAGAGGAGUGCAGUGAAAUGACAGACAUACCCUCCGCACUGAUAGAGCCAUCCAUCAAUCCUAAAGAGCCUCCAUCCAUACAGACAGAGCUGUUGUCCAAUCAAAGCUCACCAAAAGCGGAGCCCUGUCGAGAGACAGAGAAGUCCUUAGAAAAAGGAGACUGUGAUCCUGCUCCAGCCAAACCUGAGGAGAAGGAACUGAAUCCAGUUGUUUCAGACGAGGCCAAGAGCGAGGACUUGCUCGUGCCCGAGGGACGGCUGAAUGGAGAAAAAGAAGCACAGGAGGAGAUGGAGGAGGUCAGGAGGGAGUUACUGGAGAAGAAUGGUUUCAAGAUGAGGUUCAUGUUCAACAUUGCCGACGGAGGCUUCACAGAGCUGCACACCCUGUGGCAGAACGAGGAGCGGGCUGCCGUGUCAUCUGGGAAGAUGUAUGACAUCUGGCACCGUCGCCACGACUACUGGCUACUGGCUGGCAUCGUAACACAUGGCUAUGCCCGUUGGCAGGACAUUCAGAACGACCCACGCUAUGCCAUCCACAAUGAGCCCUUCAAGACUGAGAUGCACAAGGGAAAUUACCUGGAGAUGAAGAACAAGUUCCUGGCUCGUCGCUUUAAGCUGUUGGAGCAGGCUCUGGUGAUAGAGGAGCAGUUGAGGAGGGCAGCGUACCUGAACAUGACCCAGGACCCCAGCCACCCGGCUAUGGCCCUAAACACUCGCUUUGCUGAGGUGGAGUGUCUGGCUGAGUCUCACCAGCACCUGUCCAAGGAGUCUCUGGCUGGAAACAAGCCAGCCAACGCUGUGCUGCACAAAGGUCUGUCAUCUCCCAGUGUGUACACAGCAGCAGGACUAAAACACUGUCUACAAACUCAAGAUCUGGUACUGAACCAGCUGGAGGAGCUGUUAAGUGACAUGAAGGCGGAUGUGACGCGGCUUCCCAACAUGUUGUCCCGUAUCCCCCCAGUGUCUUCGCGUCUGCAGAUGUCUGAGAGGAGCAUCCUCAGCCGCCUCACCAGCCGCGGCAACGAACCUCCGCCCCAACAGCCGUUCGGCCAGGGCUCAUUUGCCUGUUCCCAGAUGUACAGCACUGGCUUUGGGGGCAGUUUCCGGGGGCCUGCAGGUGAAGCCAUGGUCAACUAUAGCCAGAUGCCCCUGGGACCCUAUGUCAGUGUGUCCAACGGCCCCCCUCCUCCAUCCAGCCACUUGGACAAGAAGUCCUGCGACCACCUGAGGGAUGUCACUACCCCUGACCUUAAGUCAGGCAAGCCCAGUGAUGUUAUCUGUAUUGAAGAUUAGGUAAUCUACUCCAAAACUGAUCUGGAGUCAGCCAAGCCAAGGGAUGUCAACUACUGUAUCAAUGAUUACAGAAUCAACCCGCCAGAGAACUCCUAACUAACCUCUAUGUCUAUGGAUGAUAGGAUAACACUAAGAACAUUACACUGAUGUAUCUGUCUAUCGUAUCAAUUGCACUUCUAUCUUUCAAGGAUUCUUCAACAUACUUUGCAGUAGCUAUUUGCUUUUAUGACUUAGGUUGGUGAGUCAAGCAGAGGAACUGUCUAUUAGGAUGUGAGAGUCAAACGACCUCAUACGCCCCGACCUCUGCUACCUGACAUGUGGAAGCAUGUUCCCCUGCUCAGAUGUUGCAUGCAUCAACAAAUGGUUGGGUGCUACGCCAUCGACUGUGCCAUCGGGCACCACAUGGCUAUACAUAAAAUACCUAUCCAGGGGUUGUAAGAUCUGCCAUGUGUCAGCAACGGCUGGGCAGAGGAACACGACCGUGGUGAUCUUGUAGGAGGACUGGAACUGCCCUGUCUUGGCUACAGGGAGAGCUGGGAAAGUCAAAGUUCACAUGAAGAUGAGCCAGUGGAGCUGCCAAGGCUGCUGUAAUGAGACUUAUCUGUGUCUAUUUAUUCCAUUUAGGCCUGGCUCUGCUCCUUCGUUCUGAGUCUUUUCCUCCUGCGUUCAUCAUUGGCCUAAUUGGCCUAGCUGGAGCUUUGUGCUUUAGCUACAUACAAAUAGAAGGAAAACCACGAAGGCAUAAGUCUCCCCUCCUAGAAUUAUAGAGAUGAUAAGUGGGUGCUCAUACAGCAGCCAAUUCUCUGGUCAAUUGUAGUACAUGUGUUUGUUUUUAUAGUUUCGGGGCAGAGCCUUGAGUUGGAACUUGUAAGAAUAAGAGUGACUUUAAGGAAGGAUAGCUGCACUAUGCCUCAACCCAUAAAGACUGCCAUCUCCCGUCUCUGGAGAAAGGGAUCCUAGUUACAGAGCUAGCUACUAAUAUACUAAGGGUUCCCCCUUGUAAUGUACAUAGUUCAAGAGAGUGCUGUUUAUUUUGCCUUGCAUAAUCAUUGUGAAUUUAAUGCAUACAUGCAUAACAAUGUAACAGGCUGGAUUAGUGCAAAAAGUGACGAUCACAUAGAAGUUACAGAACAUAUCUAACUGUGGUACAGUUUGUAACCAUUUGUACAUUUCAGAAGAGACUCAAGACUAGCCUAUUUCUGCCAAUGGUAUGGUACAUGUAUUUCUUUAACAUUUGAAUGUGAUUAUUGGCUGUUGCCUGCUACACAUACAGCUCCUCCCUCCCUGUUCCAUUUUGAGAAAUGAUAAAUCAAAAAAGUGCUUAUGACUGCGUCCGUCACCUUUUGGCCUCGGUUUCAUGUUUUCCAUGAAAAGUGCUUUAUUGUGUGUUCUUCAUGUUAAGGUAAAGUGUUAUUUCAGUAUUUACUGCUUUAGUGCCACUAAAAGACGGCUGCUCACUCCGUGUCCUGGAUGGCUAACGUCCCAGAUUGUAUGCUGAUAAUCUUAGACUUUGGUGAAAAUGUUUUCAUUAAGAAGUGAGGGCAGUGGUGGAAUUAUCAUGUUGGAAUUCAUCAUCUAUAGAUUAGAAUCUUCAUAGAUAUUAGCCAUCAAGGAACAUGGUUGGAGAGCAUUGCAGAAAAAGUAUCUAAACGUAUUUUUAUGUUUCUUUUUAUAUAUGGGUUCCUUGGAAGAGAACUGUUUAUUGCAUUGCGUGUUGUGAGGACUAAACUGUAUCAGAGCGACAGCAUGGAUUCACUUGACAAUACUGUUUACUCCAUCUGUCUGCUAAUGUGAUUGUCCAAAGUGAAACUACUGUUUUAUGUGUUUAAUGAGACUUCAUUUGUUCAGAUUUUUCAAGAAUGUGUGUAUUCAAUUUUCUCAUUUCAAUGUUUGCUCUUAUUUUUCUCUCAAAGAGUAGAGGCAUUACCUAUUUGUAUUGUUUUUAAUGACAGGGCUAUAGCACUUAUAGUAUGUGGAGGUUUUGAGAAAGAAAUUGUGAAUGGACCAUCCUGAACUGAAGAGAUUCCUGUAUAAAGGGUCUGAUUGUAGCUCUGCUCUGUCGGCUUUUUAUAUGAAUCUCCUGAGGUGCUCUGUCAUGCCCUCUGUUGGCUGGAAUGUGUAACUACAUAUUGUUUCAGGUGUUGAUCCCAAAUGGACCGCUAAGCCCUACUCCCUAUGCACCUGUGGAGGUCUGAGAGGAUUUUAAUGGUAUAAGCAACAUGGCAAGACGUCCACAUAGUGUAUCAUAGGGCAAGGUGGAGCUAUAACCAUAUUGCUUACAUCAAAUCCUCUUAAGAUCUCCCAAGGGAAUAGGGCGUACUGUAGGUCUUAAGGCUCCAUUUGGGAUUGGGCCACUGUCUUCUCAGACAAAGCACUUCACCUGAAGUUUAGAUAGGAAUUUCAACAAAUAGGGCACAUAUCAGUUCGUAAGCUAUUAUUUUGCACUCAAUUGAGUGCGUGUUUAUCAGUGAUGUUCUGUCCAUGGAGAGUGAAGUCCCAGUGUUUCUGUUCAGCCUGUUACUCCAUUUGUAAGUCAUGUGAGGGUCCCUGUGUGAACUAAAGUGUUGCUUUGGAUGGUUUGGACAAGACCCACACCUUGUCAUACAUUGGAAUUGUGUCACUGGACAGAAGCAAAUAGCAAUGCUAUGUAAAUACUAAGAUUUCCAGUGUUUUGUCUCUCUCAUACUCUUAUCGAUCAUGUACCUAACUAUACUGAAAAAAAUAUAAACUCAACAUGCAACAAUUUAAAAUAUUUUACUGAGUUACAAUUCAUAUAAGGAAAUCAGUCAAUUGAAAUGAAUUAAUUAGGCCCUAGUCUAUGGAUUUCACAUGACUGGGCAGGGUUGUAGCCAUGAGUGAGCCUGGUUGGCAGCCAGGCCCAGCCAAUCACAUGACCAGGCCCACCCAUUGGGGAGCCAGGCCCAGCCAAUCAGAAUGAGUUUUUCCCCACAAAAGGGUUUCUCCCCCCCUGUACUGGACGUGGUUUGCGGUUGUGAGGCCGGUUGGACGUACUGCCAAAUUCUCUAAAACGACGUAGGUGGCAGCUAAUGGUAGAGAAAUGAACAUUCAAUUCUCUGGCAACAGCUCUGGUGGACAUUCCUGCAGUCAGCAUGUCAAUUGCACGCUUCCUCAAAACUUGAGACAUCUGUGACAUUGUGUUGUGUGACAAAACUGCACAUUUUAAAGUGGCCUUUUAUUGUCCCCAGCACAAGGUGCACUUGUGUAAUGAGCGUGCUGUUUAAUCAGCUUCUUGAUAUGCCACCCCUGUCAGGUGGAUGGAUUAUAUUGGCAAAGGAGACAUGCUUCCUAAUAGGGAUGUAAAAACAAUUGUGCACAAAAUUAGAGAGAAAUAAGCUUAUGGUAUGGAACAUUUUUGGGAUCUUUUAUUUCUGCUCAUGAAACAUGGGACCAACAUUUUACAUGUUGCAUUUAUAUUUUUGUUCAGUGUUCAUAGUAUGCGUGAGAGAAAAUGAAUGUUGCAGGGUAGUUGCCAUAGAACUGCAAUGUGCACACAGAAUGUGUUCAAUCAAAUCCACGUCUGUUUCCUUACGGAGUGCGGAAGUGACUGAAAUCAAAUUGUUUAAAUUCAAUGCAAUCAAACUGAAGUCAGUAUGAAUGUAAUGUGUAUGUAAGAAGGCUUCAGUCUAAUAUUAUAAAUAUAUUUACGGUACAUGUACAUGCUUAUAAACAAGGCUUCAAAAAGCUACCAAAAGACCGUGGUAAAGGCACCUUUGUUGCGGAGAAUGCACAGCAUGUGAAAUGUUUUGUAUGAAGGUUCACUUUGGUAAAGAAAGAGAUGGUUGCUCUGCGUAGCUAGCUUUGAGAGAGCUAUUGAAUUCAAGCAGUGUUAUUAUAAUGGUACAGAUGUUUGUGCUAAAUUGCAAAUCAAUGAAAAAAAGUUAAUUGUAAUCUUUUACUUUGUACUUUGUGUAUUUGUUCAAUGUAUUUUAAUAAAUCCUCUCAACAACAA